This is a messenger RNA of Triplophysa rosa, 3329 nucleotides long. RefSeq names its product ankyrin repeat domain-containing protein SOWAHB-like. Bases 110 to 2152 code for a protein of 680 amino acids. Lineage: Eukaryota; Metazoa; Chordata; Actinopteri; Cypriniformes; Nemacheilidae. The transcript has a single exon. Gene Ontology annotation, molecular function: protein binding. The record is from RefSeq and is a predicted model, not a curated record.
GCGCAGGUAUGCAGGUGGAACUGAGAGAUACAAGUGGGCGGAGUUGUAAUGCGAACGAGCCGCAAGCGAAACCUUCAGUUUUUGAGCGUGAGACCCACGCGCGUGCAGCAUGGCCGCCGAGUUCACUCAGGAGUCCGUGCUGCGAUUCAUUCUCAGCAACGGCGGCAAAGUGCGAAACGCGGAUUUAUUGACGCACUACAGACGCUUUCUGCGCGAGGACGAGGAGAGAGAGCAGAACCGCGAGUUGUUCAAGAAGUACGUGAACUCCGUGGCGACGGUGAGACAGGAGGACGACGCGUCUCACGUUGUGCUGAGGAAAAAAUACCGCGCGCUUCUCGGAGACGUCGCCAAGAAUCUCGACCCUACACCAGUGAGUAGAAACCAGGACUGUAUACUACAAACUGCUCCUAAAACUCGUGUUGAGAUCUUGCCUGCUGCUGGAAUUGUAACCGCCACAACCAAAAACAACAAUAACAACGAUUUUACUCCCAGUUUUGAGAAGGAUGUCCAAACUUUACCUCGUAGCGUAGAACAACCUGUAUUAUCCAUUAACAGCACCUGCCCUUUGAGACCAGCUCCACCUGACAUUGACAGUCGCUCGAGUGGGAGUGGCCAAAGUGUUGAACAGCCAGGGGAGACGAAAGUGACCCAGGAGGCAAGCAGGGUGGAACAUGAUGUUUACGCCGCCAAACAGAGACAAUUAAGGGAAGCAGAUGGUUGCGAGCAGUCUUUUGUCAAGCCUACAUGUUACUACGAGGUUAGAGCGUCGCCUCUGUCCGGAAAGCCCGACACGUCAGACGCUUAUAAACAAUUCCCAAAACACGCAGAAGGGCCUCCACUGGUCACCAUUGGUCAGUCUCACAUAUCCACCUCGACUCCCUGUCUGCUGGACGCCCCUCAGUACGUGCACGCCCCCCUGUUCACCCAAGCUGGGCUGAGCCGGAGCAAUGACAGUCUACGGAGGCCACAUGGAGCCCCAGAUGCCCCCAAACCUCAAAACGCCCCUCCUGCCUUGUAUCUGCAGCCCUGUCACCCCAAAAUUCUUACUACUAGUCAGGACAGCCUUUCAACAACCUCCCCCACAUCUCUUGUGUCUGACACGGGCUGGAAUCAGGGCUCCGGGCGCGAAGAGGGGUCCAGCGACGAUGGUUCCAAGUAUCUCUCAGGACAAGAUGAGAACGAUGUGCGUUCGUUCCUGCGUCGCAAUCAGGAGACGAGAUUGCUGUCUCAGCUGCACCAACCCAGCCACAACGUCGGACCCUUGCAUCACUCCACCGGUCACCUCGACGACCAGUCGUCCUCGCGUAGCGCCUCGCCGGAGACGCAUCACGGACCCGUCGCCCGACGUCUCAGCUCUCGCCUGCGGAGUCGCAUGUGCCGCAGCCUCGGAGAAAACCUGGACCUGCCGUUCCCAGAGGACACCGGCUCGGCCCGGCACAACCGUCUCCAGCUGCUGUCCUCCACCCUGAGCAUGGGUAAUUUAGUUUCCGCCCCCUCCAGCAGAGGCUCCCGUGACUUCUCCUCGCCCGCCGGGUCCAUGCGAAGUUUGCACGACGGUUCCUUCAGCAGUAAACAUUCCUCAGUCCCGCUCGAUCCCAGAGAACACGAGUGGUUUGUUAAAGCGGCGUCAGGGACGUGGACCGACAUCUACGCCCUCUUCCGAGAGGACCCCAACCUCCUUUACAAACGGGACUUCAUAUCCGGCUUCACCAUCCUCCACUGGAUCGCCAAGCACGGUGACCAUCGUGUUCUGAACACGCUUUCGUACGGAGUGGAAAAGGCCGGUAUGACUCUGGACAUGGAUGCCAAGACCCUGUGCGGGUACACGCCGCUUCACCUGGCGGCCAUUCACGGGCACAAGAAGCUAAUUCGCCUCGUGGUGCAAAAGUUCAAAGCCGACGUUCGGGUCAGGGACAGCAGCGGGAAGAGGCCGUGGCAGUACUUGAGUCAAGAUGAAAACAGGGAUAUUUUCGAGCUUCUGGGAGCACCGCAGAAGAUGAUCGGCGCCAGUUCAACAUUGCUCAGCUCUGGGGAGAAACUUCCAAUGAGACCCGCCACCGCCAAAAUAAACGUAAAGAGACAUGCAUCCAUCGCUGCACUGUUUAAACACAAAUCUCACUUGAGGGUCUCCUCCGCUUCGGAAGCUUUUUAGCUUUGCCCAGCUGGACUGUUUGAUCGGUGGCACCGUUUUUGGGGUGAAAAAAUAUGCACUUUGUCACUUAUUUUGGGAUUCAAAAUCUAUUACACUUAAAGGCGUGGGAUUUUUAAAUGUUUUGUUCUCAGUGUACAGGUGUAUAUGUGUGUGACACUGGGUUUCUGUUCUCUUUAUGAAUGUCAUUUAAUGAAUGUUCUUUAUUAAAUAGUAAGAGUGUUUUAUGAUGAUAUGUUUCGUAUGCAACUGUGUUGUGCGUUGAAAACUCUAGUCAUGUCGUCACAGAAUGGAGAUCCUACGAGUUUUAAACAAGUUUUUCAUUUCCAGACAGAUUUGGUUCAAUGCCCUAUCAUUUAUAACUCUUGAGCUCGAGUUUGUUGGGCUCUCUCUCUCUGUUAAUCUAGGAAACUAUGCGGUUCACAGACACGCUCAUGUUUUGUAAUCGUGUCAAAGCAGUAAAACACUUGACGUUUACAUUCUGUCAUUUUUUAAGGUGAGAUGAUAAAUGAUGUGUGUUUUUUGAGAACCCGUUCAACCCUGGAUCUGUUCGUCCUGAAUGCUGUAAGCUCUCCGUUUAAUGUUUAACUCGCUCAUCUUCCUUAUCUUUAAAAUGGAGGGUGAGAGAGAAAAUGUUCUUUGAAAAACAUUCCAGACCUGUUGAUGGCUCUCGGAGACGGCUCUCGGAGACCUCCUCUAGUGUUGCUAUAGUAACGUCUGUCUUGUUUUUCCUCAUGUAUUCUGUUGGAUUACACGUUUAAUGUGGUGAAGUGGGAAUGGAAGUUCAGUGUGCUCAUGUUUUGAUGAUUUAUAUUCUGAAUCAAGCCUGUAUUGUGUUUUGUUUUUCAUCUGUGCAUCUGACACGAGGGAGGCGGAUGAAAACAGGACUUUUUUUCUCAUGAAGCGAUCUGUGAAGUGUUGUGUUUGCGGAUGUGUUUCAACAUGUCACAGGGUGUUGGCGUUUAUUCUGCUGCGCUCGUGCUCAGCAGUGAGUCUUACAUAAUGUUUACACUGCGUGAUGCAGCUUUAUACUCAAAGUUUAUUAUAUGAAUAAAAGACACGACUUUGACCUUUAAUACUGUGUUUGUUUUUGACCUACCAGCAUGUAUUUUGCUGCUUUAUUAAACACAACAAUUGUUUGACCUUGUACAUCCUCUUAAGAAUUCGGGUCACAAGAGUG